AUGGCGCCGGCGCUGCGGCCGAGCCCGUCGUCCCGGGGUCUGCCACGUGCCGCGCUCGUGCCGCAGGGCAGGGGUGCCGCCGCGAGGUGCGCGGUAGGGGUGAGAUGGGAGGCCGCGAGGCGGAGGAUGGUCGAGGUGAGGUGCGACGCCGCCGUCGCCGAGAAGCCUGCCGGCGAGGAGGAGACGGCCGGCGAGAAGUUCGAGUACCAGGCUGAGGUUAGCCGCUUGCUGGACUUAAUUGUGCACAGCUUGUACAGCCACAAGGAAGUAUUUCUCCGUGAGCUUGUAAGUAACGCGAGUGAUGCACUGGAUAAGCUGAGAUUCCUCAGCGUAACCGAUCCCUCUGUGCUGGCUGAUGGUGGCGAGUUGGAGAUAAGGAUUAAACCCGACUCAGAGGCUGGGACACUCACUAUCACAGAUACUGGCAUUGGAAUGACUAAAGAUGAACUCAAAGACUGUCUUGGAACCAUUGCACAAAGUGGCACCUCAAAAUUUUUGAAGGCUCUAAAGGAGAACAAAGAUCUUGGUGCAGAUAAUGGACUUAUUGGUCAAUUUGGUGUGGGGUUCUAUUCGGCUUUCCUUGUUGCAGAGAGGGUUGUGGUGUCUACUAAAAGUCCAAAGGCAGAUAAGCAGUAUGUGUGGGAAGCAGAGGCUGACAGCAGCUCUUACAUUAUCAAGGAAGAAACUGAUCCUGAGAAAAUGCUGACACGUGGAACACAGAUUACUCUUUAUUUGAGAGAUGAUGACAAAUACGAGUUUGCUGACCCUGCGAGGAUUCAAGGCUUAGUUAAGAACUACUCGCAGUUUGUCUCAUUCCCCAUAUAUACAUGGCAGGAGAAAUCAAGAACAGUUGAGGUUGAAGAGGAGGAAGAAUCAAAAGAAGGUGAAGAGGCUACUGAGGGUGAAAAGCAGAAAAAGAAGAAAACUAUAACCGAGAAGUACUGGGACUGGGAGUUGGCUAAUGAAACGAAGCCCAUAUGGAUGAGGAAUCCAAAGGAAGUUGAGAAAACUGAGUACAAUGAAUUCUACAAGAAGACAUUUAAUGAGUUUUUGGAUCCGCUUGCUUACACUCACUUCACCACAGAGGGAGAGGUGGAAUUUCGGAGUGUUCUCUAUGUCCCAGGGAUGGCGCCUCUUAGUAAUGAGGAGAUAAUGAAUCCAAAGACCAAAAACAUCCGAUUAUACUUGAGCUUUGUGAAAGGUGGUGUUGACUCAAAUGAUCUCCCUCUCAAUGUUUCUCGUGAGAUCCUUCAAGAGAGUAGAAUUGUCAGAAUUAUGCGUAAGAGACUUGUUAGGAAGACAUUUGACAUGAUUCAAGAGAUCGCCGAGAAGGAUGACAAAGAGGACUACAACAAAUUCUGGGAGAGCUUUGGCAAGUUCAUGAAGCUUGGUUGCAUUGAGGACACAGGAAACCACAAGCGUCUUGCACCAUUGCUGCGGUUCUACUCUUCUAAACAUGAGACAGAUUUAAUAAGUCUGGAUCAGUAUGUAGAAAACAUGCCUGAAAACCAGAAGGCGAUCUAUUAUAUCGCUACUGAUAGUCUCCAGAGCGCGAAGACUGCCCCUUUCUUGGAAAAGCUGGUUCAGAAAGAUAUUGAAGUUCUUUACCUCAUUGAACCAAUUGAUGAGGUUGCCAUUCAGAAUUUACAGACAUACAAAGAGAAGAAGUUCGUUGAUAUUAGCAAAGAAGAUUUGGAAUUGGGUGAUGAAGAUGAGGACAAGGAGAAAGAAAGAAAGCAGGAGUAUACUCUUCUAUGUGACUGGAUAAAGCAGCAGCUUGGUGAUAAAGUCGCCAAGGUCCAGAUCUCGAAGCGACUCAGCUCUUCUCCAUGUGUUCUCGUAUCUAGCAAAUUUGGCUGGUCAGCCAACAUGGAAAGGCUCAUGAAAGCACAGACACUUGGUGACACAUCAAGCCUGGAGUUCAUGAGAGGCAGACGGAUUUUUGAAAUCAACCCUGACCAUCCUAUCGUCAAGGAUCUAAGCGCUGCUUGCAAAAACGAGCCUGAAAGUACUGAAGCCAAGAGGGCAGUUGAGUUGUUAUAUGAGGCCGCGCUUAUCUCCAGCGGGUAUACUCCUGACAGUCCAGCGGAGCUGGGAGGCAAGAUCUACGAGAUGAUGACCAUGGCCCUCGGCGGGAGAUGUGGAAGGUUGGAGACAGAGGAGGCUGAAGUCACCGCCAGCGUUGACGCAGACUCUUCUGAAGGUGCCACGACGGAGGUUGUCGAGCCCUCUGAAGUGAGGACAGAGAGCGACCCGUGGAAGGAUUAG
Miscanthus lutarioriparius is the source of this 2268-nucleotide messenger RNA. The record is from the annotation of a GenBank genome assembly. NCBI's taxonomy places the organism in Eukaryota, Viridiplantae, Streptophyta, Magnoliopsida, Poales, Poaceae.